UCAUGCAGGUUCCUGUAGUUCUUCACAACAGAAGUCCCGAAUUAUACGUGGUGACCGUCCCAAACAAAACGUAAACAGGUAUUGCCAUGUCCAGGUAACAAACGUGUUUAUCAGUCAAGAUGCCAAGUGCAGGUGCUAUAGGGAUUCCAUCCAUCAUCCCACUGAGGGACCCCAUUCCAGGGAAACCAAGCAACCAUAUAGAUAUUGCAACUUGUAUAGAGCUUAAUUGCUCCACCUCUGGUUGCAAACUUUAUUUCACAACAGAUGGCAGCCGUCCAGAUCCAUUUCAGAGGAAGUCAUCGGUGGGACAAACAUUCAAGUACAGGGGACCAUUUACUCUCAAACCAGGAAAGAGACUUUUGAAAGUCAUAGCCAUUGCUAGGGAUGGACUUCAUGAAAGUGCAGUAGUAACCAAGACAUUCCAAGUGGAUGACUUUGACUCAUCUGAUUACAGCGAUUUUGAUGACAGCAGCACCAUUAUCAGUACCAGCACUGACACUUCCAGAUUUACAAAUAGGACAACAGAUACUGAGAGAUCUGUACCAAAGAAAAAGAAGAAAGAUAAAAAAGACAAGAAGGACAAGGAAAAGAAGGAUAAAAAGCCAACCACUCCAAGAAAAGCAUGGGAAAAUGGAGACAUGAGACCAGUGUCAGCCCCACCAGACAUGGAUGGCCCAUUCAACCCAGUCAACUACUCCGGAACGCAGGUCAAUGUAUGGGGAGUGCCCCCAGACCAGGCCUCCAAUAUUGCAGCCAAUCCACGGCCCUGGGUGCCAGGACCCAACCCCUCACCACCCCCCUGGGCCUCAUCCACUGGGAACCAGUACGGCUACUACACCAAUCAGAUGAUGGGGAAUUUGUAUCCAAACCGUGGUCCUAUGGUAGCUGAGAUGUUAACCCAGAAAUUGGAUGAAACUCGUCAGAAGACAGUAGCAGAAGUGAGGCAGGCACUGCAGACCACCCCUCCAAAGCCAGCCAUUGAGUACCCUGUGAAGACAGUGCCUGAUGCUAAUCCUUGCAGCCCAGGAAAUGGAAACUGGCGUGAGCAGAUUGAGCAUAUUUAUGCACAUCUCCUAGAAUUAGCCAAAAACAAUCCAGAUUUCAAGGAAACUAUAGCAGAACCUAAGAUGGGCAGGGUGAUAGGCGCAGACUUUGAAGAAGAUGAUGACAGCUACAUUCUGACAGUAAGCUUAGCGAAAUAUGGUGUUCCAAAGAAAAAGAAAACAGCUCCAGUUCCAAAAACCCAACAGCCAAAAACCCAGCAGCCUCAGAAACCUCCACCUCAGAAAACUGCUCCUGCCAAGAAACCGGCAGAGGCUGCCAAGACAGUAGCUGCAGCAACUAAGUGGGCCAGUAAGAAAGGAGAAGGAGCACCACCCCCAAUGAAGCUUAAACCCAAGCCAGAACCUGAGGCAGAACCUGAGCCUAAAGGUCCAGAGCCUUAUUUUGAGACAGAGGAGUAUGAGCAAGAGGGCACUCUGAAGCCAUAUGAAGGUUUCAAUGUUCAGCAGGACUGUGAAGUGCUCAGGAAGGCUAUGAAAGGACUAGGCACAGAUGAGAAAGCCAUCAUCCAGGUGAUGGGGUACAGGACCAGCACUCAGCGCCAGGAUAUUGUCAGACAGUUCAAGACCAUGUUUGGGAAGGACUUGAUCAGCGAAUUCAAAGGAGAGCUGAGCGGCAAUUUCUACAAGGCCAUUCAUGCUCUAUGUUUGGCCCCGGCUGAUUAUGAUGCAUAUGAACUCCAGAGAGCAGUGAAAGGCUUGGGCACAGAUGAUGACUGCCUUAUAGAGAUUAUAUGUACCAGGACCAAUGCACAGAUUGCAGCCAUCAAAGAGGCCUACAAGAGAUUGUUCAACAAGGAGUUGGAGAAGGCCAUAAUGGAUGACACAUCUGGCCAUUUCAAGCGUCUUCUGGUAUCACUGCUACAAGGGAACCGAGAUGAGAGUUCAACAUUUGACAGGACUCAAGCCCAGCAGGAUGCACAGUUAAAGGUAUACAGUCUCAUUUAUGAAUCACUUUAUUUUAAUAAAAAUUACGAUAAUAUUUCUUAUUUCUCCACAGUCAAAAGCAUCAAGAACAAGCCAGCCAUGUUUGCACUGAAGCUCCACAAAGCAAUGAAAGGUCUGGGCACAGAUGAUGAUGCCUUGGUCCGCAUAGUGGUCACUCGCUGUGAGGUGGACAUGGUCCAGAUUAAGGAAGCUUUCAUGGCUAUGUACAACCAGACACUUGGGAAAUGGAUUGCUGAUGACAUCUCAGGAGACUACCGUCAGCUUAUCUUGGCCCUUGUGAACGAAGAGGGUGCUGCAAGAAAAUAAAACCAAGACAAGCUGAAUAAUAUAACAUUACUUUUUAAAAGGAGUGAAAGAAAAAUGACUGGAUUAGAUACUUUACACAAAGUAAAUGCUUUUGUGCAUGCUGAAUUAUGAAUUUUUUUCUCAGCGGAGAAGGUAAAAUACAUGUAUUGCUUUUACUUGGAAGAAAUUAUGAGAUAUAAUAUGUAAAAAAAUAUUUUAAAAUAUGUUUUUUAUAAAUGAUAGAAAAGUUUUUGUUGUUGUAAUUAUUCCAUGUGGGUGAAGGGAGCUGUGUGCACAUGUAAUACAUGUAGAUGCUAAAAAUAUAUAUAUUAUUAAGAUAUACUGUUUCUUUUAUAUGUCAUCCUGUGAAGGUAUAGAUAUAUUACUGAAGUAACUAUUUUACUAGUUUUUAUUUAAUAUUAUAUGUGUUCUUAUUUUUUCAUUGUAAGUGUAUAAAUCUAUCCACAGAGCAAAUGCCCUUAUACCAGGCUGAUUAUGUCUAUUAUAGCUUGCACACUAGAAAUGCAAGCUCUGAUUUAAUUGCAACUUUUACUUUUUGCUUUCUACUUACUAUAUUUACUGGAUCUGUGCAAUAGGAAAUGGAUAUCUUUUUUAUUCUUGAAAUCUUCUUUUCUCUGUUUUUUUUUUUAAACAAAAUUUUAUAUUAGGAUUUAUCACCAAAUGAAAGUGUGGUCAAUAUUUCAGUCCAGUUGAUAAUAUUUAUAGUAAGCACUAUGAGAUGAUGUCUAGAGCUGUCUCAGAAAUAUCUUUAUUAAAAAUGCAAAUUUAUGAUUUUUGUAUAAUAAUUAUGUACUUAAGUUGUUAGCUGGCUAACAAUAUAUUUGAUAACAAAAGGUAAAUAUUUGACAAUCUUGACAUUUGAACAGACAUAAAGUUAGCAAAGAAUACUAGAAAAGUUACUUCAUUUUGAGUUGAAGUGUGUAAGUGUGAAUUAUACACUAUGUUGUGAUACAAUACAAAUGUUGCAUAUGUCCAGAAUUUCUUUUUCUAUGGAUCCAGUGUAUGCUGAAACAUUAUUUAUUGUUUUAUAAUGUAGUUUCCAGUAAUGAUGUAAUAAUGCAAAUCUUAUGUCCCAAGAGUAGAAGAUUACAAUAACAAACAAGAAUUAAAUAAAUUUAAAUGGAUAACUUUGUUUUACAUUCAGGGUUUCCAAGUAUUUAUUGUGAAGGUUUUUCUUUUUCCUUAUCCGUCCAGGGUUUCUACUUUAUGCCUUUUUUCUUUAUAAAUUUUUGUGAUUUAUAUUCAGUAAUAGACUUUUUCCAUCUGUGUGUAGACAUCAGAUAUCUAAAAGUAUUUCAAAAUAAGGGAAUCAUCAUGUCUUGAAUUCUUAGUAUUGAGGUUUCAGAAAUACCAGUCAAUCCCUUGCACACACAGACUUUGUUGCAAAUGAUUGCUUUGCUUUAUAUUUGCAGCAAUUCCAUGUUGAAUCUUGAAUAGAUACAAAAUAAGAAAAGUAAUUAUAUACAGUAACUUAUUUAAAUAAAUUUAUUUGGAUAUGUUUUUGUAGCAUUAAGUUGAU
Messenger RNA from Lingula anatina, 3834 nucleotides. RefSeq lists its product as uncharacterized. Gene Ontology annotation, molecular function: calcium-dependent phospholipid binding; phosphatidylserine binding; calcium ion binding. Gene Ontology annotation, cellular component: nucleus; plasma membrane; vesicle membrane. NCBI's taxonomy places the organism in Eukaryota, Metazoa, Brachiopoda, Lingulata, Lingulida, Lingulidae. The record is from RefSeq and is a predicted model, not a curated record.